AUGGAAAGGAUUCCAGAUGUGAGUUCAGAUGAAGUGCGUGAAGAAGAGCUAUCGGUAGGUGGGGUGGGGGGAGGAGGGCAGGGGUCGCUUUUAUUACACUCCGAUUAUGAAGUAGCCAGUUGUCUCGAUUGUGACCCCUCUCCUGACCUCAGCUUUCAGACCUCGGGGACCCACGACUAUCAACGCGGCGGCAGUUGGCAGUUGUUCUCUGUGAAUUUGGUAAAGGUGAGUGACCUACUUCCCCACUUUAUGUUUUGUUUUAUAUUUUAUUUUUAUCGUCGGUUAUAAUGCUUGAGGCCGGCUUCGAACAGGUGACGGCAAUUAUCCGAAAUUUGUUAUGAGAUCGUGAGCAGAUUCGCUCGGUUUUUAAUUUUUAGGUCUUUAAUUAAUCUAUUUUUGUUUUGGUUAUGAAUUAGCUUGAUUUUCGUCUUCCAACCGAUCUUGUUUUAGUCAUUGGAAUACGGAUUUGGCAUCGGGAUCUCUGGAGGUAGAGACAAUCCCAAUCUAGUACGACUCAACGACUACUCGGACCUUGUUAUCACUGAUCCCUCUAUCAUCGUCACAGACGUCCUGCCUCGAGGGCCUGCGGUCAACUUGAUCAGGUAGGUCACAAAUAUUGCAUACAUCAUAAAGUAUAUUUAUCACGCUUAUCUGGGCAAGAAAUCAAUAUCCUCAAUAAAACACAAAGGCAUACCUAUUUCAAAGGCAUUUCUAAACGCUUUUUAACUAAAAUACCUCUAAGAACUCUUUAAAAUUGUACUCAAACCUCAAAAUAUAUAAAAAGUUCAUGUUCAAUACAUUCAAACUCUCAACAUAUGAGAUUUUCAGGACGAAAGAUCGAAUCGUAGCAGUUAACGGCAUAUCUCUAGAGAAUGUUGACUACAACACGGCUGUCAGUGUGAUGAAGAGCUCCGACCAGUUGAAUAUGAUCAUAAAACGACGGGUACCCGUGCCAUACCUCGAGUAUGAGCAGCGAACGUUGAAGUUCACGUUGUCCAAGUCGCGGAAGAAGGACGACUUUGGCAUUGUGCUCGGAUGCAAGUUCUACAUUAAGGAAAUCAACAAUCCCAAGCUGGCGGAGAAGGAACCGGGCCUCAAGGAGAACGACAACGUCAUCAGAAUCAACGGACAACUUCUGGAAGGUCUGAGUCUGGAAGACGCUUCACGGCUUCUGCAACGAUCUCGAGAGAAGUUGUCAUUGGUUGUGCAGAGAGAUGUCAGGAGAGGAACGGCCGGGUCACGGUGGCCGAGCCAGACCACGGUAAGCGAGAAUCAUAAUUUUAGUAUAUUUCUAAAAAAAAUAUUUUAAUUUUUUAAAUCAAGUGUUAUAAAUAGUUUUUGAAAAAUUGUUAAAUAAAACGGAAACAAUCGGCAACCUAACAUAAUAUAUUAUAAUACAUAUACAUAACAUACCUCAUUCCAGGUGUACGAACGCCUAGGAAGUGUACCAAUAACACCUCGCCAAAGCCCCAUUCCCACAUCGUGCCUUCCAGAAGCCCACAUGUCGAGGAAAGAAGACAUGGAGCUGUCCAAAAGGUAUUCAGAGCCGAUCGGAUCAGAAUUCUUCAACCAGAAUCUGAUUCCUCACACGAAUCCUUUUCCGACUCGAGGCAGGACUACUUCACAAACGCCUUCAGCGUGCUCGUCACCUCGACUCAAUCACUUCCCCGUAGCACCUCAAGCUUCUUCUGUAGUCACUGAGUCUUCCACAGAGACCGUCAGAUUCCAGAAGUCAGAAGGAUCGUCGUUGGGGAUUCGAGUGAUCGGAGGAAAUCAGGUCGGAAUCUUUGUUUCGGCCGUCCAGGAAGAUUCUCCAGCAGCCAAAAAUGGCUUACGGUAAGAAAAAAAAAAUUUGUUGAGUCAAGUGUUGUAUUUUGCGUGAGUCAAGUGUUUUUCUCACAAAAUUAUGAAUAAUUUUGUGAAAAAGUCUCAAAAUUUAAAAAAAGGCCUAAAAACUAAAGGAGAAAAGAGUUUUUUAAACUAAUUGAUGUAAUAUGUACUGUACUAUGACAUUUUUAGGAUCGGAUGUCGUUUGAACGAAGUGAAUGGACAAAGCUUCAAGAACAAGACGAGGGAAGAAGCCGUGGAGAUGUUGAUGAAUCUGGGCGACAAUGUUGUUAUAAAAUACGAAAAUAGCUCGGAAAACUUUUAUCUUGUUAAAAAUUAUCAAUUGGGUGAUAGCUUCUAUAUCAGGUAAGCUGAAAGAUAUUGUUGUUGUCUGAUCAGAUAUAAGAUUUGUAUUCUGUAUCUAUUAAUAUUGCUGCAAUACCUAUUUUAUUGCAGGACUUUGUUUUCUCACCUAAAGAAAACAGUUCGAAACGAGAUUUGUUUUUCUGAAGGUGACAUCUUCCAUGUCACUGAUACCUUACACAAUGGCUCUGUAGGUAUGUGGCAAGUUCAGAAGGUAUACUCUUCGCUGGAUUAUGAUCAGAAGCCGGAGGAGGUCCAAGGUGUUAUACCUAACGCUAGAACGUAAGUUGUAUUCACAUAAUCGUAGUUAUUUGCAUUGUAGUAACUAUUAUUUUAACAUAUAUACUUCUGACAGUGUUUAAUUUUUAAAAGUUUAACUUACAUUUGUCAUUCCAGAGCCGAAACCUUGUCCAAACAGGAAGGAGGUGACUACUCUACUCUUGGCCGAACCCUCUUCCGAAAGCGAAUGGGGCCAAGGAAGUCGAAGCCGGGUGAUGCUCAGACCAAAGCCGAACUAGGCUUGCCUCCUUAUGAACGAGUUGUCCUCAAGAAGCCAGCCUUCAAACGGCCUUUGGUCAUUUACGGUCCGCUAGCCGACGUUGCUCGACAGCUCUUGUUGUCUAACUUCAGGCCCUACUUCCAGUCGGUCGACGAAGACAAUCCGAUCAGGAUAGCUGACAUCAACCGGGUGAUAGAGGCCGACAAACAUUGUGUUCUCAACAUUGGACCGUGCUCUGUCGAGAAGCUACAGGCCGCUCAAUACGCUCCCAUCGUGAUUCUGAUCGACGUCGACUCCAGAAGUCGGAUUCGUGAGCUCCGAUCGAAGGCUGGAGUCACGACCAGUUCAGCUAGGAAGCUACUCGACCAGUCGGCCAAGAUCAAGAAGCACUACCCUCAUCUUCUGACGGCGACGUUGGAUGCCCUGAAGGAAGACGGCUGGUUCGAUGCGUUGAGAAUGCUGAUCGCUCACCUACAGGACAGAAGGGUCUGGAUACCUGAAGUCGCCCACUUUCCGGCCAACGAAGUUAUUUUGUUUCCAAUGCCUUCUGAUCAAGAUGACAUUUCUCGAAGCGACUACGGUGUUUUGGGAUCCAAAAGUCCCUCUGAUUCGCCAGCCAUGCAGUCUUCGUUGACUUCCACUCCGAUGUCAGGGCAUCACAACUUUGUCUACAUUGGGGACAACAACUUGAAUCAGGAAUCCAAGUGUAAUCUGCUUGACCAGGUAUAGUUUUUAUUGACUUUACUUCAACUUCUGAUAUAAGAUAGGUGGAUUUUAACUAAAAAUGCAUUACUGUGUGUGACUAUCAAUGAUAAUGUAGCUAAUUUUUAAAAUUUGCUUUCAGACGGCCAGUCCUUCGUCAAAUGUGUCUUACGAACAGAGUCGUACUACAAAUGGCACACACGACCAAGAGAAUCCUUAUCACUUCUAUGAAGACCAACGAUCCAAACUCCAGAAGCCAUCGUCGAACGUGCACAAGAGUGAUACCUACAUUAAGGUCGAAGGGUCGUACGGUAAUGGAAGUGUACCGUAUAUUGACGGUGAGUAUAUUUAUACUAAUCUAACCCAAAUUCAGAAUCCAAAUCACGACAAAAGAUCUGUCCAUCUAAAGUCAUAGACGAGGUCUACGCCGUACUGGACUGGAACGGUGGAACGAUAACGUGCCCGGAAUCUAGAGUGGAGUUGAUCCUCCCAGCCAUGGCUCUACCUAUAGGGAAGUCGCAGAAGUUGUUCAUAAAGGUGUUGGAGGAACAGUCCAAGGCUGACGAAGACCUCCUCAGUCCUACGGUAACUUGCGGCCCUCAGGGGCUGAAGUUCAAUCGGCCGGUCGAACUGCGUCUACCGUACAAACCAAGUCGAGACCCCAAGAACAACAACAUUGUGGAUGGGAUGAGUCAGUUCGUGCUGAAGACGGGCUCGGAGAACACCUGGAAGAACAUCGAACUUCUGGAGCCGCCGGUUCAAAACACUCAAAACAACUACAUCUCGGUGUUCACCGACCAUUUCUAG
This is a messenger RNA of Bursaphelenchus okinawaensis, 4198 nucleotides long. The record is from the annotation of a GenBank genome assembly. Lineage: Eukaryota; Metazoa; Nematoda; Chromadorea; Rhabditida; Aphelenchoididae.